CGUGAGUUAUUGGAUCGGUUAAUUUUAAUGGCGAGCACAAUCAGAAGCGACGGCGACAGCGAUAACAAAAGCAGUCAAGUAGAGCAGAGAUUGCGUUCCCUCUUUGACCUCCCAUCUGACUUUUUCGAUUCAUGUCGCUUGCUUCAUGAUGGGAAGGACACUUCUACCUCCGUUUCCGAUUCUUCUUUGGUUUCUUCCUACGAGCCUCUCGAAGAAACCUCUGCAGUAGCCAUUGGCGAAUACCUGAAGGUAGAAUCUCCGGAGGAUCUGCCAAAGACCCAAAAGGUUGUGUCGAGAUUGUCCUGCAAUAGUUGUAAGGCGGAGUUCGAGUCCCUUCAAGACCAACGCUCUCAUUUUAAGUCCGACUUUCACCGUUUCAAUGUCAAGCUGAGCAUUUCUGGGAAAAAUACUAUCAAAGAGGAAGAUUUUGAUGAGUUGACCUCAGAGUCUGUUACCAAUGAUUAUGACAUAUCAAGUAUAUCAGGGUCAGAAGAUGAGACAGAGAAGGGAUUCUGUCCAAGCAAUGAUGUACACAGGAAAACAGGCGAUAACAUGAAACAUAAACUAUUUAUCCGUCUAAAGACAGGAGAGAUGGUUUCUAUUUGGAAGUGUUUGCUGUUGGAUGAAUCUGAAAAUCUCUCAUUUCAUGACGACAAGUUACUGUCCGUGGAGAAUGGCGAAUCUAAAUCAUGCUUGAGAGAGAGUGAGAUAGUUGGGAGAUUGAAAAAAUUGAUUUGUGAACCUCGGGAUAAAACAUGUCUACGAGUUGUGUUGCUUGCAAGUGGAGGGCACUUUGCUGGAUGUGUGUUUGAUGGAAACUCUAUUGUGGCUUGCAAAACAUUCCACAGAUAUGUUGUGAGGGCUAAGGCUGGUAAAAAGCAAUCAUCUAAAGAUGCAAGUGGCAAAGCUGCACAUUCUGCUGGAUCAACUCUUCGCCGGUAUAACGAGUCUGCCUUGAAGAAGGAAAUUCAAGAAUUACUUGCUUCUUGGAAGCCAUUUUUUGAUGCUUCAUCAUGCAUUUUUGUUCAUGCUCCUUCAAAUAAUCGUCAACUGCUUUUUACUGGAGGAAAAGCACACUUCAAUCAUGAGCAUUCAUUUGUAUGGCAUGUCCCUUUAACUGUCCGGCGGCCUACCUUCAAGGAAGCUAAGCGGGUGUAUAAUCUUUUGACCCGUGUGGUCUAUGAGAUAAAUGAGAAGGAAUGUCAACCAAGCAUAAAGGAUAACUCUGCAUUAAUUUUGAGCACUGCACAGGGUAGCAACCCCGAGUCCAAUGAUGUACAGUUGUUGGAUCAAUUGCAAAAUGAGGAAACUGCUGAAGUGAAUUCAGAUUUAAAAAAUUCUGAUGGAUUGUCUGCAUCAACUGAAAGUGAAAUUAUUGUUACAUCAACAGCUCUACAUGAGGCAGCGAUGUCUGGCAAUGCUGAAAAAACUUUGGAUCUAUUAGAACAGGGUUUGGAUCCUUGCAUUAAAGAUUCAAGGGGACGGACACCAUAUAUGCUAGCAGCUGAGAAGGAAGUUAGGAACAUUUUUAGACGUUUCAUGGCUUUGAACCUGGAUAAGUGGGAUUGGCAUGCUGCUAAUGUACCUAGUCCACUGACAAAAGAAAUGGAGGAAUCUCAAGCUGCUAAACUGGCUGAGAAAGAUGCGAAGAGGAAAGCCAAAUCAAAAGAAUUGAAGAAAUUGCGGAAAGCAAAGGAGAAAAAAGCUCAGGCGGAGGCAGCCGUAUCCCAGGUUACUGCUGCUGCUCCACUUGGUAUGGGAGUUUCUUCUGCCUCAACUAUUAAAGGACAACCGCAAUCAAGCGGUGGAGCACGCAUAUCCACCGAGGAGGAACUAAAAAGGGCACGGGAUGCUGAGAGAGAAAAGAGAGCAGCUGCAGCUGAGAAGAGAAUGGCAGCAUCAGCAGCAGCAGUCACUCUCAAUGCCCAAGGGGUGAAGACUACUUUGGCACCAAGCGGUUCAGAGCUGAAAGGUGGAAUAGGAGAUGAUAUUAGUUGUUCCUGCUGUAAUGCAUCCUUGGCUGGUAAAGUCCCCUUCCAUAGGUAUCACUACAAGUACUGCAGCACAUCAUGUAUGCAUGUACAUAGAGAGAUGCUCGAGGAUGGAUAAACCUAUGCCAAUAAUUUUCUUUUAGUUGUUAUUUUCUUAGGUUAUAAGAUCCAUCCAAACGGGACCUUACAAGUAGUGUUUU
Messenger RNA from Telopea speciosissima, 2191 nucleotides. Its product is annotated as ankyrin repeat and zinc finger domain-containing protein 1. Gene Ontology annotation, molecular function: protein binding. The record is from RefSeq and is a predicted model, not a curated record. The transcript has 7 exons. Lineage: Eukaryota; Viridiplantae; Streptophyta; Magnoliopsida; Proteales; Proteaceae. Bases 28 to 2109 code for a protein of 693 amino acids.